AUGAUCCUCGGAAAUGGUGUUCCUGAUGCCCCAGCCCCUCCACCACCCCUCGACUCAAGGCCUGUGCUAGAUCCUAGGGAUUUCCAGAAUAAAUGGAGCCAACUAGCAUUAUCUGUUUCUCAGGAAUGCUCUUUAACUCCACAAGGGGCAGCUUCUUUGAUGAAUCCCCAAUCGCUCAUUCGUCAUAUGCAAAGCAACUACAUUCAAUGCGUUGCUUCAGGCAGUCAGCCUCCAAACUGCAAGUUCUUCUUUUAUGGUCAGAAACCCGGGGCUGCUGAUUUCUACCUUGUAGAGUGCACUGUGAACACAGCAUCACCGAAGGCCAAGCUCAAAAUUAAGGCCGACGAUGGGGCUACCGCUGAGGCCUUUUGUACUUUAUUUCAGUCAGUAUUGUCUGAAUUUGGGCUUUCUUGAUCAUGAGAGACUAAUUUUCUUCAAGGUUAUGGUGGUUUAGAUGGUGUGUAACCUUGUUGCUGGAGUGGACAUGAAUAUCAUCUCCGUUGAUGUGGAGAGAAUAGAUGUAAAUCUGUAGUAAUUUAUUUGCGGGGAGCAAUAAAGCAAGAGUAUAGUCGACUUGUUCA
Molecule: messenger RNA, 581 nt
Organism: Triticum aestivum (bread wheat)
Lineage: Eukaryota; Viridiplantae; Streptophyta; Magnoliopsida; Poales; Poaceae
Product: beta-adaptin-like protein A
Exons: 2
Coding region: 1-414 (137 amino acids)
Biological process (GO): intracellular protein transport; vesicle-mediated transport
Cellular component (GO): clathrin adaptor complex
Source: RefSeq, a predicted model, not a curated record